Molecule: messenger RNA, 1581 nt
Organism: Lingula anatina
Lineage: Eukaryota; Metazoa; Brachiopoda; Lingulata; Lingulida; Lingulidae
Product: zinc finger RNA-binding protein
Cellular component (GO): precatalytic spliceosome
Molecular function (GO): zinc ion binding; single-stranded RNA binding; double-stranded RNA binding
Source: RefSeq, a predicted model, not a curated record
CAUUCGGGUAUGUCCGUAUGGUAAUGAAGCACAUGUCAUUUCACAGCGGCGUGGAGUGAAAAUGGCGAACAAUUAUUUUGGAUUUACACAAGGUGCCACGCAUUAUACGGCACAGCCAGCAGCCUAUCCUGCAGCACAAACUGCUUAUGUCCAUCAGGCUGCUCCAGCUGCUUAUGCCACUGCAGCUACGCCCAGGCCUACCUAUGAAACCUAUCAGACUGCAGCCACAACUCAGUAUGCCUAUGCUACAAGGACUCCGGUAAUAGUUAAUCCCAAUUUACAGGUCAAUCACAACUUGACACCCGUCGUACCGGCUGCUGCCACUUAUGACACAACAAAGACGUACUAUCAGCCAGCAGCACAGCCAGCAUAUACUGUAGCCACAGAGACUCAUUAUCAGACUAGUAAACCAGCCUACUCUGGUGCCACAACAUAUGCUAGUCAGCCCCGUGUACAGACAUCUGCACAGAAAAGUGCAUCCACAUAUGUGUACCCAGCAUCUGGUGCAACGACAACACAGUCGACGACUUCAUACACCUCCACUCCAGCAUAUGCUACCACUACUUCUGGGGCCACAUAUUCAGCAGGCUAUGAUGCUGCUCUCUACUCUGCAGCCACCAACUACUACCAGCAACAGCAAGCAGCUAAGACUGGGACUACAUACUACAAGAAGGGGCCGACAACCACCUUCCAGAAGAAGGACAAGAAAGUUCCUCCAAAACAGCCACAGCUGCACUAUUGUGAUGUGUGUAAGAUCAGCUGUGCCGGACCACAGACUUACAGGGAGCACUUGGAAGGACAGAAGCACAAGAAGAAGGAAGCUGCCAUGAAGGGUACAACUCAGCCCACUGGCCGGCCUGGUCAGAACCAGCUCCGCUGUGAGCUUUGUGAUGUGGCCUGCACUGGGGCUGAUGCCUAUGCUGCCCACAUUAGAGGUGCCAAACAUCAGAAAGUAUUAAAACUGCACACAAAAUUGGGAAAGCCAAUUCCUUCUACUGAACCUACAGUGGUUACCCUUGGUGCUGGGAAUGCUACCACUGCCACUACUGUGAAGGUUGUCACUUCCUCCCAAGCUACGGCAGUGGCAGCAGCUCCUGUCCCUACAGCCUCUGCCAAAACUGUCACCAAGACUAUUGUCACUGCCACUGGAACAAAAAAAGUGCUGGCAACGCCCAAGAUAACAUUUGUUGGUGGGAGCCAACUGAAGACCACAGGAACAAAGAUGGAGGAGGUGAAGCCAGAGCCAGUCAUGGAACCCAAGCAAGAAGUACCCACAGAAUCCAGCACAGCUAGUUUGUCCAGCAUCCUGGGAGAGAAGGAUGUCCAGCCAGUAGGCCAUGAGUACAUUGAGGAAGUGAAGAAUGAACAGGGCAAGACUAUUAGUUUCAACUGCAAGUUGUGCGAGUGCAAGUUUAAUGAUCCUAAUGCCAAGGAAAUGCACAUGAAGGGGAGACGCCAUCGCCUUCAGUACAAGAAAAAAGUAGAUCCCAAGUUGGAAGUGGAUGUGAAGCCCAGUAAUCGUAACUUCAAGAAGCUGCAGAAAGAAAAGAUGAAAUUUCAACAACAGAGGACUAGAAAUAU